Cavia porcellus (domestic guinea pig) is the source of this 942-nucleotide messenger RNA. RefSeq names its product vomeronasal 1 receptor cavPorV1R603 (gene Cavporv1r603). Gene Ontology annotation, molecular function: pheromone receptor activity. NCBI's taxonomy places the organism in Eukaryota, Metazoa, Chordata, Mammalia, Rodentia, Caviidae. The record is from RefSeq and is marked provisional. Gene Ontology annotation, cellular component: membrane. Gene Ontology annotation, biological process: G protein-coupled receptor signaling pathway.
AUGAUUUCAACAUCUAGAAUCCUGGGAAUUGCUUUUCUCUUUCAAAUUGGGCUUAGUAUCAUGGGGAAUGCCAUUCUCUUUGUAGGCUACACUUACAUCUUCAUUGCGAAUCCCAAGCAAAGGCCCAUGUGUCUAAUAGUAACCCACUUGUCGGUGGUCCACCUGUUAUUAGUCUGUACCGCAGGAGUCCCUGGAGUGGCAGUUCUCAUCAAUGAUAUUAUGUGUAAGAUAAAUACUUAUCUGCACAGAGUGUCGCGUGCCCUCUCCAUCUGCUUGACAAGCCUCUUAAGCAUUCUUCAGACCAUCACCAUUAGCCCUGCAAGUUCCUACUGGGCAGUAUUCAAAACCAAAAACUUAUUGUACAUCAUUUAUUCCUUCUUCUUUGUUUGGAUCCUUAAUCUACUUAUAUGUUCAAACAUGAUUAUCUCAAUGACAGCCCCCAAGAGUGGUAAUAUAUCCAAAGUCAUUGCCAAAUCUUGUUUUAUUUUGUCAAUGAAUGAUUUCAUUAAAUGGUUUUUUCUCAUGUUCUUGGUCCUGCGAGAUAUUACCUUCCUGGGUUCUAUGGGCUGGACCAGUGGGUACAUGACUCUCCACCUCUACAGACACCACAAGCGAACACAGCACCUUCGCAGGUCAACCACACCUUUUAAAAUGAACCAUGAGAUGAGAGCAACUAAAAAGAUCAUUAUUUUAACUCUGUGCUUCAUCUCUUUGUAUGGGAUUAAUAUGAUUCUUUCCAUUAAUAUAGGGUACUUUUCAAAAACUGAACCUGUGAUUUUGCAGAUUGAGCAGUUAGUUGCGGCGAGCUUUGCUUUACUAAGCCCUGUAGUGUUUCUCAGCAACAACAGCCAACUUCACAUAUUUUGGGCAUCUGUCUUUGAGAAAAUAAGGAAUUUACAAAAUAGAGGAACAAAUGCCAUGCAAAUGCCAUGCAAAUGCUGA